AUGUCUUUACCAACGAUAAAUCAUUUUCAGUCCCUUGGUGUGACCCCCACAACCUCCUUUGCUGAUAUCAAACGAGCUUACAGAAAACUUUCCUUAAAAUAUCACCCAGACAAGACACCCGACGUAGCUCACCAUGAGAAAUUCAAAGAGAUCAAUGCUGCUUUUGAAGUGAUACGAGAUCAUUAUGAAAAGUUUAAUACCACUUCUAGUCCGCAAAUGCCCACUAGUAGCACACCCAAUUCAUCAGCAUAUACGGCUUAUCAACAGUUUUCAACUUCAACUGCUGGACAAAACUUUUCAAGCAGACAGUAUUAUAGUCGAUUUUCACAUAGUGAACACACUGCGUCAAAUGUGCGGAACGGAGCUCGUGCUCAUGACGAUUCAGCGAAAGGGGCGUAUUUUCAAGCAUUCCACAAGUCUCAAGAAGAACGAAGGAAAGCUUCUCAAAAAGCAGCUGAUAUGGCAAAACGAAAUAGAGAGAAGUUAGUAGAGAUGCUAAAAGCCGAGGCAGAAGCAAAAAGAAGGGAAGAGUUGCGAAGAGCCGAAGCCAAGAAAAGAGAAGUUGAGAAGAUGGAACAAGAACUGAAAAGAGCGGAGAUUGAAAGGAAGAAAAUGGAGGCUGCAAAACAGCGACAGGAGGAAGAGCAAAGAAAGCAACGACAAUCACAAACAGUUAACACGGAGGCGAAAACAGAGCAAAAUCAAAAGACAAAAAGCCGAUUUGAAAAUCUUGGUGGUGACUCUGAAGAAAAAUAUAAUACAUAUGACCAUAAGCCCUUGCAUGCAAAUGGCGUAAAUCCAAACAGGGAAUAUCAAAACGCAAAACAGAGGCGACGAGAUAUGGUUGAUGCUGCAGAAACUGCUGACGAAGUUAUGAGAAAACUAUUUGACCCCGAUGACACGGAAAAGUUUUACAAAUCUAAAAAGAGUCGAAACGGAAAGACAAAUGAUGAAAAAGAGAAUUACAUGCCCACAAGUAAACGCCGCAAGAAUGACGUUUCAUGUCGUGGGAAUGGGGCUAAUUCCGGUAGGGGAAUUAACAACCCGAUUGUAUUGGAGGAUGAUACUUCUGAUAUUGAAGCGAUUAGUAUAUCUGAUGGGCCGUAUAUUCUGGAGGAUGAUGAAAUAACGAUAGUAGAGGAAAUAUCACGUGACAAGAAAGUGAAUAAUAAAUCAAGCAAAUCUCUCAAUAUGGGUGUGUCGGGGACUAAGAAUGGUAGUCGGGUGUCUAUUGGAGAAACUUCUGACUCAGAGUGCAACUCUGAAAAGUUGGAUGAGUAUAUUCCAUUUACUGUGAAGCCAAAGGUGCCCCCAAGAAGUAGUACUACAUUGCCGCCAAGACCAGACAUAAAAGCGGGCUCCUCCUCGCCUGGUAGACCAACACCCCCACCUACAACUCAUAUACGGCAUCAUGCUACAUCGCCACAUAAACGAUCAAAGAUCAGUACCACUAAUGGUACUUCGGCGUUUGACAUGGGCAACUUGGAAAUAAAUGUUGGGGAUAUUGAUGAAGUUGACUUUCGAGAGUUGGAAGAGAGUUUACCUGAUUCUCUGAAGAGAAAGCAGCCAACCUCAAAUUCAAGCAAUGUAGCAAACAAUACGCAGAGCACCCGAGGGAAGCCAGUGCACUUUACAGAUGGUACUUCAAGGGCUGAGACAUUAUCCACACCUUUGAAUAAAAAUUCAGUUCGUGGUCACUCUGCUGCCAGAUUCAACACUAGCGACGAGAGAUCGACUCGAGCACAAUUAUCCGUACUAGACUUCCAUGCAUCUCCUAAAGUCCACAACUUCACACCUCCCCAGCCUCCGAUACUUGAUCUCGAUCCAGAUAUUAGUCGAGACAAGUGGCAUCGGUAUGUCAAGUCCAUGGUGAAUUAUCAAAAGUCAUUCUUGGAAUAUAAGGAGCUCAUAGUCCGGUACCAGGUUGAAAGGACUCAAAAAGAUUUUGAAAAUUUCGAUACGGUGAAUGACUUGCAAGAUCAAAAGAAUUUGAGCGUAUAUAAUGCGUGUUUGAAGCGAGAUUUAGAAGUUAUAACUCAGUAUCAGGAAGCGCUACGCGUCUUUAGUCUCAAUAUGAUAUUGUUUCAACAGAACUGCCAGUGGAUCAGCAGGGUCAAACAACACGAUCCCAAUUGGAUUUGA
This is a messenger RNA of Lodderomyces orthopsilosis Co 90-125, 2142 nucleotides long. RefSeq lists its product as uncharacterized. The transcript has a single exon. Bases 1 to 2142 code for a protein of 713 amino acids. The record is from RefSeq and is a predicted model, not a curated record. Lineage: Eukaryota; Fungi; Ascomycota; Pichiomycetes; Serinales; Debaryomycetaceae.